AUGGCCGCUAUGGAUCAAAUACCACCUGAGCAAUUGGCCAAGUUGGCUGGAGAGGAUCUGGGUCCACUCACCAAGAACAUCGUCAUUGCAUUCACUGUCAUCGCACUCGUUUCGGUUUCCCUUCGCAUCUACACAAGAUUCAGGUACAAAGCUGUUGGAUGGGAAGAUUACUCCAUCAUCAUUGCAACGGUAUGUCAAUCGCACAUUCUACAUGCUAUGGUCCUCUUAUCACUUGCGACAGGAAUCGUUCAAGUACUACAAGCAAAUGCUGGCAAUGGCAAACACGCGAUGUUUGUUCGUUACCCUGACAAAGUCGAACUGGUGCUCAAGUACCUAUUCUGGUCCAUCAUAACAUACAACUUGAGUCUUAUGUUCAUCAAGAUAUCUAUCAUUAUGCAGUACAAGCGAAUCUUUACUCUUGGUGGUAUGCAGUGGCCAUUAAAUAUCGCAAUGGGAAUUUGCGUUGCUUGGGGUGUUUCGACAUUCGGUACUUCAAUCUUCGGUUGCGUGCCUGUAAAAGCAUUCUGGGAUCUAGAGGCGAAAGCAAAUGCAAAUUGCGUCAAAGACGAGAUCCUCUGGUUCCUGAAUGCCGGCAUGAACAUCUUCACCGAUCUGAUGGUCGCGUCACUGCCUGUUAAAGCCAUCUGGGCACUGCAGUUACCCAAUCGACAGAAGUUCGCUCUGAUCGGAGUUCUGACGAUUGGGUGGUUCGUCUGUCUGGUCUCGUUCCUACGACUUCAUGCCCUGGUAGUGCUCAGCCAGCACAUGGACGAUCGUACAUACUAUUCUGCGGCUACAGCGUACUGGUCGUCAAUCGAGAUGAAUCUGGGCAUCGUGUGCGCCUCACUCCCCGCACUGAAGCCACUCAUCGUCAGGAUUAUACCCGCGUUCUCCACCCGCCACAGCAGCAAGGGAUACGGAGCCGGAUACAGCGGCCGUCUGAGCGAAGGAUAUGGACUGAGAAGCAGAGCUACGCGCCAUACCAACGAGGGCGAUGCGGAACUCCCAAUGGGGCCUAUGGGUGGCGGUCCUUACUCCCCCAGAGCCGACCAAGACGGCCACGGCAAAAGCAUUUAUGUCACUCAGCAAGUCGAACAUCACUACGAGAAGAACAAUCGAAGUGGCAGCGGCAGCGAUAUUGACAUCGACAGCGAGAGCCAGAAGGAUCUCGUUACAAGCGUAACCUACUCGUCACCGCUUUCGAAGUAG
Molecule: messenger RNA, 1209 nt
Organism: Parastagonospora nodorum SN15
Lineage: Eukaryota; Fungi; Ascomycota; Dothideomycetes; Pleosporales; Phaeosphaeriaceae
Exons: 5
Coding region: 1-1209 (402 amino acids)
Source: RefSeq, a predicted model, not a curated record